This is a messenger RNA of Penicillium diatomitis, 1146 nucleotides long. RefSeq lists its product as uncharacterized. Bases 1 to 1146 code for a protein of 381 amino acids. NCBI's taxonomy places the organism in Eukaryota, Fungi, Ascomycota, Eurotiomycetes, Eurotiales, Aspergillaceae. The record is from RefSeq and is a predicted model, not a curated record. The transcript has a single exon.
AUGGCUACCGCGCACGCUACGCAUCGCGAGUCAUGGGAUUCACUGUCCUCCACCUUCGCCCAUCUGGAGGUGUCAUUUUCUCAGGAUAGCUGCUACGGGUCAGACGAAGUCUCUGUCACAUCCAACAAGCCCGCUCCUCUGCAGUCCAGCGUGGAGACCUUCGUUGAGAAGCGUUCGCCUACUCUGCACCCCUUCCUGAAGUCGAUUCUGAAAACUUCUACAUCCGAUGCGCAUGACGCGUCUGAUGACUCGGAGUCUGAAUCCGGUUACGGAUCGGACGACAUCGAGUUUGAGUACGACGCACUCUCUGAGGGCUCCGAGGAUGAGGACGAGGAUGAGGACGAUAACAUGUCCGACUUUUCGGUCUGGGAAGAGACUUCCGAAGUCCCCGAGACCCGCGAAGAUCGCACCGACACCUUCGACGAUGAUUUCAUCGCCUUUGAGCCCUCCGUUCGUUUUGCUACCGAUAUUGAGUACAUCGAUAGCUCCGACCUGGAUAUGGCAGAUGACGAGGACACCACCGAGCCUCAGAUGACAUGCCAUGAAAUGAUGAUGUUGGCGCUCAAGGCUGGAUCUUUGAGUUCUUCUGUGCUGUCCGACGACCACAGCGACGACGACGAUGAGGAGCAAGAGGAACAAGAGCCCCGUCACGCCGAAUUCACUCGCGCUGCUGUCACUCACCCUGAGGACUUUUCCCGUGACAACGUCGACGUGGACCGCCAACUCUUCAUCGCCUACAUGAAUGGCAUUCAUGGCAUCGCCGAUGCUAAAUACAAAGCAUACAUCCAGACGCAGGCGGAUAACGUCCGACUUGGCAAUCAAACGGAGUCGAUGCAUCCCGAUGACGCCCACUGCAUGUACCUGGAUCUAAUCCAAAGCCACGUCAUUGGCGUCUUCCCCAACCUUCUUUCGACGGGCGAAUUUGAUACUCUUCUGGAACUUCGCAAGCAGAACGUCGCUGGCUUGCAAGCCGAACGCACCGCCGCCCCCCUCCCUUCCUCUCCUCACCGACUCCUUCUGGACAAGGUGGAGCAUUUGCUCGAGCACCGUCUGGCUAUUGGUCGGAUUCAUGUCCUGCCGGACGAGAUGAGUUUCCUCGCCGGUGGAGUCAUUCAGGCACUCGACGCCCACCAAUCUCACGAUUAA